AUGCAAGGAGGUGCUGGCAUUCCGCGUGACGAGCAUGGUGAAUUGCAUCCACUCUUGGGACCCAUCCACGAACAAGAUCGAGGAAGGAAAUGCUUGGUGUUGGAUUUAGAUGAAACAUUGGUUCACAGUAGUUUCAAGAUGAUCUCAAAUGCCGACUUUACCGUUCCAGUAGAAAUUGAAGGAUCCGUUCACAACGUAUAUGUUAUCAAGAGACCCGGUGUGGAUGAAUUCAUGCGACGGAUGGGCGAAAUAUACGAGGUUGUGGUCUUUACUGCAUCUCUAUCGAAGUAUGCAGAUCCAGUAUUGGACAUUCUCGACAUUCAUCAAGUCGUACGUCAUAGACUAUUCCGGGAAAGCUGUUAUAACCAUAGAGGAAAUUACGUAAAGGAUUUAAGUCAACUUGGACGGGAUAUCGAAACAUCGAUCAUUAUUGACAAUUCACCUGCAAGUUAUAUCUUCCAUCCAAAUAAUGCCGUUCCAAUUUCAAGUUGGUUCAACGAUCCACAUGAUACCGAAUUAACCGAUUUGUGCCCUUUCUUGGCCGAAUUGGCAGAGGUGGAAGAUGUUCGCGCGGUCUUAGACGGUGGGUUGUAG
Molecule: messenger RNA, 594 nt
Organism: Meira miltonrushii
Lineage: Eukaryota; Fungi; Basidiomycota; Exobasidiomycetes; Exobasidiales; Brachybasidiaceae
Product: NLI interacting factor
Exons: 1
Coding region: 1-594 (197 amino acids)
Cellular component (GO): plasma membrane
Molecular function (GO): phosphoprotein phosphatase activity
Source: RefSeq, a predicted model, not a curated record